ACCUCUCUCCUCUCUCUCUCUCUCUCUCUCUCUCUCUCUCUCUCUCUCUCUCAAGUUGGAGACUCAUAAUUAUGGAAUGUAGCUUUACUCAACUUUCUCUUCUCUAGACGCGUCUCUCGUCAAUUUCAGUCACUUACCCAGUAAUUAAUUAUUGCUCUACUAGCUGCUGGUAUUAGCGUUUCCUCUUCACUGUCUGGAUUCUUCUCUUCUCUCCUUUUCUGGGGAGGUUUUACAUGGAGCCAGAUAACAGCGAAGUGAAGUCCAAGAUGGAAGAUUAUGAAGUCAUAGAGCAGAUUGGGAGAGGAGCUUUUGGUUCUGCUUUUCUUGUUCUUCAUAAAACUGAGAAUAAAAAGUAUGUGUUGAAGAAGAUUCGCCUGGCCAAGCAGACUGAGAAGUUCAAGCAAACAGCUCACCAGGAGAUGAACUUGAUUGCAAACCUGAAAAACCCAUAUAUUGUGGAGUAUAAAGAUUCUUGGGUGGAAAAGGGAAGUUGUGUGUGCAUAGUGACAGCCUACUGUGAAGGUGGAGACAUGGCUGAGAUUAUAAAGAAGGCCAGAGGCAUUUUUUUCCCAGAAGAGAAACUCUGCAAAUGGUUGACUCAGUUAUUGCUAGCUGUGGACCACCUACACUCUAACCGUGUGCUUCACAGAGAUCUUAAGUGCUCCAACAUAUUCCUUACAAAGGACAAUGAUGUCCGCCUUGGUGACUUUGGACUUGCAAAGCUGCUUAACACAGAAGACCUUGCUUCUUCGGUUGUUGGCACUCCUAAUUAUAUGUGUCCUGAGCUCCUAGCAGAUAUACCUUAUGGCUACAAAUCUGACAUAUGGUCACUUGGCUGCUGUAUGUUUGAAAUGGCUGCACACCAACCAGCAUUUAGGGCUCCUGACAUGGCUUCACUAAUCAACAAAAUAAAUAGAUCCUCCAUUUCUCCUCUCCCAAUUGUGUAUUCCUCCUCACUGAAACAAAUUAUUAAGAGCAUGCUGAGGAAGAAUCCGGAACACAGGCCAACAGCUGCAGAGCUGUUAAGACAUCCUCAUUUGCGAUCAUAUUUACUUCAUUGCCGCAAUGCGUCUUCUGUGUUUCUUCCUAUAAAGCCCAUAAACAAUUCAAAGGAGAAAACAAGGAGAAAAUCAUUGUCUGGCAAACCUAGUGGUGGCAGUGGCAAAGCCAACAGGGAUAGGGAAGUUGGGCCACUAAACCAGCCACAAAAUGAUCAUCCAUUUGAGAGAAAUGGUGUUGCACAACAAACCAAUCAACCUCAUGUUGACAUCCCAACAUCAACAUCAAGUGCAGAAGACAACCUUGAGACCAAGAGGGUUGAUCCUACGAGUUAUACUGUGGAAAUAUCAGAUUCUAUGACUGGUCCAAAAGACAGUUCCACUGAUUCUGAAACUAGUGUUUGCAAUGGAGACAAGCAAGCUGAUUCUAGCAGUCUAGUUCGAAAAGAUGGCACUGACAUUGAGUUUACAUUCAAGUGCACACUGAAUUCUCAACUUGAAGAUGAAACCACAUCUGAGUGUUUUGAACAAUUGCAAGAGGUUAAUGUCAAUUCUAUUACAGCAAAGGAUCAACCAAACUUUUGCGACCAGAAAGUUGUUGAAGAAGCUGAAACAGAGGGAGAUGGUGCAACAGCAGGGGAGAGCAGGAAAUUGGCAAUGCCUAGUCUAAGUUGCACAGAAAAGGAUACUUCCCUUGAUGAUAAAAGCUCACCAUCACCUAUAAAUAAACCUUAUGAAGAAUCAGAAUGCUGUUUACAGAAACCAGAAAGCCCUGAUGUGUACACAGAAGGAACUCAUAUGGAAUACCUAUCAUCUGAAAGUAAUGAUAUCCUUCCAUGUAAAGAUGAAAUUGGAGCAAAACCAGAUAAGGAUAAUUGCUCCAUGCCAACGGAGAAAGAUGAUGCUUGUGGGAUGAAGGUGCCAACACCAAGUGAAAUUCAAUUGCUUAAUACACUUGCUGCAAUGCAUGGUGAUGAAACCAAAAGCGAGUGGGAGAAUCCUGGUCAGCAAAGAGCAGAUGCUCUAGAGUCUUUGCUUGAGCUAUGUGCUCGGCUACUUAAACAGGACAAAAUCGACGAACUUGCUGGUGUGUUAAAGCCAUUUGGGGAAGAAGUGGUCUCAUCUAGAGAAACAGCAAUUUGGUUAACAAAAAGUCUCAUGUCGCAACAUAAAUUUAAUGAGGGGACGUAAACUUGAGGUGAUUGCGGCUAAUUUAUUAUUACAUUGAGAAUAUGCAUUUAUAAAUUGUGUUGACAUAAAAAUGUGUUUCUUGGAGAGUGUUGUUUGAUUGAUGGGCAUAACUUAUAAACAUAUUUUACUGAUUGUUUUAA
Molecule: messenger RNA, 2329 nt
Organism: Hevea brasiliensis (rubber tree)
Lineage: Eukaryota; Viridiplantae; Streptophyta; Magnoliopsida; Malpighiales; Euphorbiaceae
Product: serine/threonine-protein kinase Nek6
Exons: 14
Coding region: 234-2189 (651 amino acids)
Biological process (GO): protein phosphorylation
Molecular function (GO): protein kinase activity; ATP binding
Source: RefSeq, a predicted model, not a curated record